Messenger RNA from Truncatella angustata, 2514 nucleotides. RefSeq lists its product as uncharacterized. Bases 1 to 2514 code for a protein of 837 amino acids. The transcript has a single exon. The record is from RefSeq and is a predicted model, not a curated record. Lineage: Eukaryota; Fungi; Ascomycota; Sordariomycetes; Amphisphaeriales; Sporocadaceae.
AUGGAGGAGAAAACCGACGAUGCACCAUUGAGUCCCACGAGUGGCACAUUUGAAUCUCUCCAGUCGCAUUCGAACAGUAUACGGCGCACCCGUCCGCCCAACAUCAUCGUUGCCGACGAGAAUAGAGUACCGUUGCGUGCAGAAUUACACUCUGGAAAGCUUGCUAAGCGGGAGUCGAGAGUUGGACUGCGAAGCAUUUUCGGUAGAUCCAAGUCUGCCAAAGACAGUGACAAUAACGAGCUGGACAUACCCGCACCGCUGAGGGAACACUCAAGAUCGGGAGGCAUUCGAGCUUCAAUCGUAGGCAAUUGGCCAUAUUCCCGCUCUGACUUAUCUUUGGCGAGUCCGCUGCCACCUUCAUCUUCGCGAUCUACAUCCUCAGCCGGACUUCAAAGUCAACCGUCCAACACCCGCUUACGGCAAUUCAGCGGCGGCAAGAGCAGCCCAUUACCAGCACCCCUUCACUCAACACCUGGUGUCUGGACUCCAUCGCCAUUGUUUCAAGUAUAUCCGCAAGCUGUCAAGCAUGCUACUUUACCAGCAUGCACCGCAUCAGUCGACAUGCUUUCCAAACUCAAUGCCAACCGCAAUAGUCCACUAUUGCAAGACGACAUAGCGGCAGAUGGGGCCGGAGAGAAAAAGGAAGAGAAGGGCAGGAGACUCCAUCAACGAAAUGGAGGAUCUCGGAGCAUCUUGGACUGGACGACCAAGAUUUAUACCCUUGUCACUUCGGGUUACCUGCUUCAAUAUGCGGCCGAGGGCUCGUAUGAUCGGCUACCGGAACGGAUCCUGCGCCUAAGCAAAGAUUCCGCUGCUUUCGCAAGCGAUCUCAUCCCAGGGCGACACUGGGUUAUCCAGAUCGUAUCAUAUAUGGACGGUAUGCGAUCUCCCGUCCCAGAAUCGAGAUCAUUCAUUUCCAAAUUAGCGCUCCGGGGCCCGGAAAAGAAGAGCGUAUCUACGAUGCUAUUGGUCGUCGAGAGUGCCGAGGAGAUGGACAACUGGCUGGCGGUGCUGCGACGAGAAAUCGAAGAUCUGGGAGGCAAAAAGCAACUGACCGAGACCGGAGAGGUCAAAAAGGGCGCAGCACCUGGGGAGCUCAAGGAAAAACACAGCCAAAGGACAAUUGUGGUUCGUGAUCCUGAGCGUUUCUCAACCAUGAUACAGCAAGACUUCUCGUGGUCUAACGACCAGGCGCUAAAAGAAAAUGGUCAUGAGCCGCCAGGAAUGCCACCCUCGGAACUCAGCCCAGAAUUCUCCAUGGACGAUAUAUCGACUUCUGAUAGCCACUACUCAUCUGAUGGGCAACGCCUCGAAAGCCUGCGUGACAGUCGCGACAGCAACAAUCGCUUCUCUUAUAUCUCAUCUGAACAGCGAACCUUUGUGACUUCCGCUAAUUCAUCACCUGCUUGCUCCCCCACCCGUGCUAGCUUCUCGAGCCACCCGGACGAAUCCAAGCAAUCGCGCCCGUCCCACGAAAGCCCGGCAGAAGUCAGGUUACGGCCCAAUGCCCGGGAUAUCUCGAUACGGAGGCAAUCCAUGCAGACGGUGAUGUCCGGCUUUGACGUUCGCUCACCGGAGGGUAGCUCGCGCCCACAGUCAACCAUAUCGACGGGAACGGAUAACAGUGACGCUCAUCACAACUCCUCUCGACAAAGCAUUCCAAACUUCAGUAAAAGAUUCCCGGCCUUGAGACCUACAUCCUCUGAUUCUACAUACGAAGAAGUAACUGCACCGACACCUGUAGUUGUAGAGCCCGAACCUGUUGCGAAGUCGUCCCGGAAACCACCGCCCACCGCACUUGCAAUGUCCCGACCUCUGUCUACAGUUAUGGACAUGCCAACACCAGCACUUCCACUUUCCCCCAAAGCUUCGCAGAACAUGGGCGGCAUGCAACAUAAGCAGGUUCCCACGGUGGCUCCAGACUCACAUUCAACAGCAUCGUCUCGGACGCGGGUUGGGGUCGAACCGCAGCACAGGAAUACGCUUGGCCCAGUUGAAUCACGCGUAUCAGCCAAUCGUUUAUCAUCGUCUCAUAUCACUGAGUCCAAAACGGUCCCUCGUCGCUUUGUCAGUAUGACGAGCUUGCGAGCACCAAUUCGAGACUCAGCUGAACUGGCAACCGGCACCCCUAAAUCCGUCCUUUCGGGUGCCGUCGCAGCACGAAAAGCACAGUUUGAAGCCGCGUCGAAUUCCAAUCAAGAACUAUUCAGGUCCUCGUCCUCAAUGGGAACCUACAGGCCCAAUAGGAAGCCAUCGACUACCUCCGUCUCCAAAGCCCCUUCAUAUAAAAGAUAUUCAUUUACUCAUGCUGGUGAACCAGCACACCAAAGACGCGAAAUGGCCCCAUCCGUUCAGAAACCGUCUUUGCCCUCCUCGCCUUCGAACCAUUUCUUGAGUGUCGACAUCGGAGCCAAGAGCUUGGCCGGCCGAAAAAGCAUGCCUCAGCUAGCAGAGGGACCACCGUUGGCACCGCCUCCAACUCGGGCUUUACCACCAAUACCCCAAAAACAAUAA